UAUUUAGGGGCGGCUCAGAGGCGGGGCGAAACGAGCAUGAUCCGAUAUUCGAGAUUCGGGAACGUCAGUCAGUCUCCACUGGGACGCCGAAGAGGGUAGAGUUAACGUGUCGCCGAGGUCGCCGCGCAGUGAGAGAACAUCCUCAGCUUCGUCGCGAGGAAAAUAAUAAACAAACGAGCGAGCGAAAGAUAAUUAAUUAAUGCCAGCGGAGUGAUAGACCCGCGCACGUGUGUUGGUGAAAACGAGACAAAACAAUAAAAAAAAAAAAAAAAAAGACAGAACAGACAAAUAAUUAUACUCGUUGAUCGUCCGGGGCGCGGAGGAGGAUAAAAUUAUCCGCGAAGAUAGAUAAAAUCAAAAAACACUCGAGCUAGGCUUGCGUCGUUCACCGCGAUUGGUGCACCGUGCGAUCGGAACGCGCAGAUCCACCGAGGAUUGGACCAGCACCCCUGAUUAAGAUGAUGCAAAUGUCGCUGGCGGGCAGCGAGGCUGGAGCCGUCGGCGGACUGGGGGUCGGGGUCUUGCCCUUCGACGGAAUGGGCCUCUACGAACAGCCAAGGCCCAGGUUCGUCUUCAAAAUGCCCCGCGUCGUUCCGGACCAGAAGGCCAAGUUCGAGACCGACGAGCUCUUCAGGAGGCUGAGCAGAGAGAGCGAGGUCAGGUACACUUCCUAUCAUGACAGGCCAAAGGAGGAGCAGCAGGUCCGUUUCCAAACUGGAUGUCGCGAGGGACACACAGAGAUUGCAUUCGCGGCGACAGGAACGAAUCUUCAGCUGGUUUUCGCCUCGGCGGCAUCCGGAUUUUGCGGCGAGCCACGCGAAUGCGACUUUGAUAAGGAGCACGGAAAGGUUCACAUUCGAUCUCGGUUGAUAAUGAACGGUGUCUGCGUGAGAUGGCGAGGCUGGAUCGACCUGGAGCGUCUGGAUGGAUUGGGAUGCCUGGAGCUGGACGAGGAAUUGGCAGCCGAGGAGGACAGGAUCCUUCGGGAGCAAAUCGACAGCUACAACCAGAGACUGCGGGAGCUUGACGAGAAGCGAAUCUACCGCGGCGCGAUCAGUCAGGCUUCCCACUUGAACCACCAUCACCACCAUGGACACCAUGGGCACCACGUGCCCGGUGCCGGCGCUCCCAGCGUCGGGCCGCAUCUCGCCCAUCGCCAGGACUCCGAGAUGGAGGUUAGGCUUCGGACCUACGCAUAGAUUAAACCUUGUUUCGCGAGACUUUCAACCCUCGCAAUAUCCUGUGACGUGCAGCCCUCCGUGCAGACUGAUUAAUAUUGUGUACCUAACGCGAGUUAACGUUGCGCGAUCAAUCGUCGCGAUAUAUCUCUCCCUCUUUCUCCUUCCCCCCCUCCCCCCCCCCCACUCUCUAUUUCCUUCUCACUCCCUAUAUCUUUGCCUCACAGUUUUCACUUGUACUUUUCUGUCUUUUAUAACCAGGGCUAUGAGAUUUUCUAUACGCAAAAAUACCGCGUAUACGCCCGGAGGUUCAUUUUUUAACCGACAAGGAAAGUUUUUAUGUAUAGUUAUUGUUUUCUUUGAUAUUGACAAAAGUAAUGUGGCGAAAAUUUUGAGGAUGAAAAAAUUAUUCACGGGGUCGUUUUGAAGUAUUGAAUUAUAUGCGAGAAUUAUUCUUUUUACGCUAAGGACAAUUCGAAAAUCUGUAUCCUUUCCCGAAAAUAUGACGAAGAUUAAUUAGAAAGAAAAAUUAGUUGACAGUUUUUAUUAUAUACAUUAUAAAGAUAAUCUUUCAAAACGUCUUUGCUUUUACCUGUCUUGCAAUAUUUUUCAAUAUAUCUGUUAUACCGUAGGUAAAUAUAUAGAAUAAACGAUAGUUUAAAUUCAGGGCAAGUGAAAAUAGCUACAUGAUAAUUCUUGAGUAUGUGUGCUUUUUGUACAAUUAUACCUAUGAUAGUUGCAACUGAAUUAUGAUUAUUAUAUCCGUGAUGUAUAAAUGACAGAAUAAUAUCGCCCGAAUCACACAACGAAGACCAUAUUAUACAAAGAUAGAGGUUAUAGGUUUUCCAUAUACUCAUUUGUUAUAGGUGCAUGUGCCGCAGUCUAUGUUUGCAUUACUAUUAUUAUUAUUAUUAUUAUUAUUACCAUCAUCACCAUCAUCAUCGUAUGCGCACAUAUAAUUACGACAUGACGCGUGUUAUUCUUCGAAAGAAUUGCGAUCGAUUCAAAAUUUGCAUAUUUCACCGAAAUAAAAACGUAAGCGUAAUAAUAAAUGUAAUGAAAUUCAUGGAACCGUUUAACAAAGUGUCACGCAUCGUGACUCUUGGACAUAAUAUGUUACGCGUUAGGUGUGACACAGUCGAAUCGCGAACGGAAUUCUCGUCGUCCGGAUCCAUGCGUCAUGCUAGGAAUUUCUAGACAUUCGAUUAUGAGAGUGAGUCAGCAGACUCACGAUCAGUGCGGCUCCUUGAGAAGAGUUCGCGUUGAUACUUCGGCAUGUAUGUUUUCUUUUCUUUUUUUUUCUCUUUUCCCACUUUUUUUUCUCUCUCAGUUACACAUAUAGUAAUUUUGUUGUAUGUACAUAUUUGUAAAGAGUUUAUUAACUAAAUAUAAUUUUUACCAAUAAUUA
This is a messenger RNA of Neodiprion fabricii, 2586 nucleotides long. Its product is annotated as protein big brother-like. The coding region runs from base 459 to 1199 and encodes 246 amino acids. Gene Ontology annotation, biological process: regulation of transcription by RNA polymerase II. Gene Ontology annotation, cellular component: nucleus; core-binding factor complex. Gene Ontology annotation, molecular function: transcription coactivator activity; sequence-specific DNA binding. NCBI's taxonomy places the organism in Eukaryota, Metazoa, Arthropoda, Insecta, Hymenoptera, Diprionidae. The record is from RefSeq and is a predicted model, not a curated record. The transcript has 3 exons.